Messenger RNA from Mesocestoides corti, 474 nucleotides. NCBI's taxonomy places the organism in Eukaryota, Metazoa, Platyhelminthes, Cestoda, Cyclophyllidea, Mesocestoididae. The record is from the annotation of a GenBank genome assembly.
AUGAACCUGAGGCUGGACACCACACUGCUAGAUUUUCGAAAUCGGGAUUGGGUUAGGGGUCAUUUGAGCAUAAUUGUUGAUGCCAGCAAACCAUUUGAGUCUCGUAUUUGCCUUAUUGACCACAAUCACCGGAGCUACCAAAUCCUUGAUGGAACGAUGACGCGCGAAAAUAGCGAUGAUUGGCUGAAUGAGACUGUUCAAACAGCCCUCCAUAUGCCGCUUGUUCGAAUGCACAUCGACUUCAGUCAGAUGAACUGCAAAAAGGACUCUUCAAAAUUUCCUUGGCGCAAGGAAAGUGUGAUUGAGAAGGUCGGCUCGUACAGUGUUCAAGUUUACUCGAUCCAACACGUAAAAAUUUGGAUAAAAAAGCGUUCAGAACACUUGACAAAAGAAGACGUGCGCUUCCUCGCCACAUUGAAUUCACAUUUCAAGCAGGGUACCGUCUCAAAUGCCGUAAAGGUUAGUCACUUAUGA